UAUAUAAUUUAUUUAAAAAUUAUUUAAUUAUAGUUAAUGAACUAUUGUGAAAUUUAAUAAUUGUUGAAUAUUCUAUUAUAAUAUGUUACUGAAUAAAGUGAAAUUAAUAAUGUGUUUUAUUCAAAUAAUCCACCAAUCGAUUUGUGUUGAUCUAAAUAAUAUCACACACGAGGACGUAAAAACUCUUGAAAUGGAAUACCCAAAUAUUAUGCGAGUCAUUCUUAAAUAUCAUCCUUAUUAUAUAAAACAAAUCAAUGGAAUAAAGUAUUGUCCAUUACCUUGGAGUCACACAUUAAAUAAUGAAGAAGUUGCUUAUGAAGGUAUAGAAAUAAUAAAUAAAACAUUGAUAGAAGUGGUGAAUAACUGUGUGGCAUAUAAAAAAUAUAUUUUGGGUUAUGCGAUCAUAUUGAACGCUAUUGAAAGUAUGGGCUUUACAUACAUGUAUCGGUUCUGCGAGUUUGCAAUAGAAAUUAAUAAAAAAGGUGCUCCAAUAACAGAUUACUUAGAAGAUUUUGGUAGAAUUCUUGCUAAGCUUGUUCCGAUACUAAAUAGAGAAAUAAUUUCUACUGAAUCGUAUGAAUGUAUUUUAAAUGUUUACAAAAUACAUGAAAACAAAUAUAAUAAUGUAGACGAAGACUACAGAAAUGACUUACUUACGUGCAUGAAUUUAAUAAAUGAUAAAGUGCACUUUUUAACGGAACCUUACAAAGAAUCAAUGAAUAAUAUGUCUAUAAACCAAUUAAAAGCUACACAUAUAUAUAAUAAUGGAAUUAUUCAUGAUCUAUUGAUAUUAAAGAUAGAUUUUCCUUCUUUCAAACAUUUAACUGGAGAUGAAAAUCAAACCUCUUGUACUAUAUGUAAGAAAAACAUUGGUAUGUUUUCGGAAAUUCACAUUUUUUUACCAUGUGGACAUGGCUGGUGCUGUAGAUAUUGUUUUCAAUUAAUGACAAAGUGCCCUGAUUGUCAUCAAGAGAUUACAUGUACUCAAGAUAUUCAUAUACAAAUUCCUACGAAAAUAAUUGGAAAAGGGUAUAGGAAUUUAUGGCCAAGAUGUGUCUUAGAUGGACGAGAAGCGCGAUGUAUAGAAUGUCGCAGUCAAAUAAAAGAUGUAAAUCCUUCAAACAGACACGUAAUGAGACCAUGUGGUCAUGGUUGGUAUUGCAAUAAUUGCAUUUCAAUAAAAAAUUGUUCAGCUUGUGACUGGAAUACUACAAGUACAUUGUGUGUAAAUUUAUAGAACAAUGAAAAAAUCUAUAAAGUUAUUUUUUUAAUUUAUAUUAUAUUAAUUUAUUUGAAACUAUUUUUGUUUUUUAAAUAUACAACAAAUUUUUACAUCAAUUUUAUCUAAAGAUAUUCAAAAUUAUUCAUUAUGAAAACAUGAUUUAAUUACUGGGCCAUUCAUUACUACUUUAUGCUUGCUAGUGGAUAUUAUUCUCACAAUGUACUAUAUUGUCUGUUCAUAAUAUUACAGUUUUAGUAAUUUAAUAUUUUAAAGUAAUAGCUGGAGUUAAGAUUCGGGUAAUGGUAUUUUUAUGACUAGUCAUUUCUUGGUUGCAUUCUUACUCCCGUCGAUUGAUUGUCAAAUGAUUUGGCCAUGAGAGAUGAUAAAUCCUUUAUGUUAAAUAUCAUCAUGAUAACUGUAUCCCUAGAGCUUUUUUAUUUAGAUUGUUUAUUUAUACUACCUUCAAAAUAGUCUUAAUAAAAACCAAAAAUUUGGUUUUAUAACACUAUAAAAAUGCUUUUUAUGUGACUGACUUUUAUUUAUUAGUGUUAUUCGUCAUUACUAUUUUAAUAUUAUGUAGUAACG
Daktulosphaira vitifoliae (grape phylloxera) is the source of this 1807-nucleotide messenger RNA. RefSeq lists its product as uncharacterized. NCBI's taxonomy places the organism in Eukaryota, Metazoa, Arthropoda, Insecta, Hemiptera, Phylloxeridae. The transcript is spliced from 3 exons. Bases 83 to 1237 code for a protein of 384 amino acids. The record is from RefSeq and is a predicted model, not a curated record.